GUAGUUAAAAAAACGCAGAAGGCGAAGGCAGAAAUUCCGUGUACAAUUCAAAUCCGGUUCCUUUGGAAAGUGUUCACAUAUAUUUGCCACCCAAAAAAUAGCAAACGAUCUGAAUAAAAACACAAACAUACACGAUACACAAUAACCACUCGCAAAAACAGGAAAACUCAAGGAGUGCGGAAUAAUCUAGGGAUAAGUGGACUGGAUGAUAGGGCAGCCCAUCUGCCUGAGCAAAAGUUGGAGGACACUGCGACACCAUGUCCACCGCCUUCCUGACGCUAAUCGCCGUCAUCGUCUGCAUCCUUUUUCGCAUAUUAAAUGUCCACAGUCAGCCGCUGAAGCCGAGUGUGUGGUGCCUGGACGCCCAGUUCCUGGACUGCCUCUACAAAAUAGCGCCAGUGCUGAGGGAGCCUUACAUUCCACCACGUCUUUGGGGCUUCAGUGGUCAUGUCCAGACCGUUUUGCACAGCAUUGUGGGCCGAGUGCGUUGUCCUUGGCCCUUGGGUGAACGUGUCUACAUGUCGCUGCAUGAUGGCUCUACCCUAACAUACGACUUGUACCAGCCACUCAACGAACAGGAGGAUGACAUCACGGUGGCCAUUUGUCCGGGCAUUGCCAACAGCUCGGAAUCGGUGUACAUUCGCACCUUUGUCCAUUUGGCCCAGUGCAAUGGAUACCGCUGUGCGGUGCUAAAUCACAUUGGAGCAUUGCGCAGUGUCCAGGUGACCUCCACGCGCAUUUUUACCUAUGGCCACACGGAGGAUUUCGCGGCCAUGGUGGAGAACUUGAACCAGAAGUACCGCCAAAGUCGAAUCGUGGCGGUUGGUUUCAGUCUGGGCGGUAAUUUAGUAACCAAAUAUAUGGGCGAGGACCAAAAGACAAAGCCCAUCAGUGUAAUUGGAGGCAUAUCUAUAUGCCAAGGCUACAAUGCCGUCGAGGGCACCAAAUGGCUGCUCAAUUGGCAGAACUUCCGACGCUUUUACCUGUACAUCAUGACGGAGAACGUGAAAAGCAUUAUCCUGAGACAUCGCCACGUCCUGCUGUCCGACGAAGUGAAGACUCGACAUAAUCUCAACGAGCGCGACAUCAUCGCAGCUGCCACGCUACCCGAAUUGGAUGAGGCCUAUACGAGACGAGUGUACAAUUUCCCCUCCACCCAGGAGCUGUACAAGUGGAGCUCGUCGCUGUUCUACUUCGAUUCGAUUAAGAAGCCCAUGAUCUUUAUUAAUGCCAAGGAUGAUCCCUUGAUUCCAGAGAAUUUGCUGCAUCCCAUCAAGGAGUAUGCCACCACUCGGCAAUACACUGCCUACGUGGAGGUGGCCCAUGGCGGUCAUCUGGGCUUUUAUGAGGGCGGUUUCCUAUACCCAAACCCGGUGACUUGGCUGGAUCGCACACUGGUGGCCAUGGUUGGAUCUUUGGUCAUGAUGCAGGAAGUCGGCAAGGUGGCUUCUUAGGCCAUCACACUAUUCCCCCACGCACACAUGACUAUUAAACGCUUUGGUGUCAAAAUUGGUUGUCGCUAACGGAUAUGAAUCUUUGAAGGAACAUCGGAAUCGAGCCCGAAAGACCCCAUACAAUAGUUCUAACAUAUAAUAUCGAUGUGACACAAGUAAAAACUAUCAGCCGCGCAAGCAGGAAACAUAAAUUGAUGUAUACUUUUGCAAAGUGCAUUUAAAACAGAAAUUGCAGUUUUUCAACAACGGUUUUAACGCUUUUUUGAUGGCUUGAAGAGCCAAAAAUACAAUGUAUCAGUUGAACUUAGUUAACGCGAACCACAUAUAUACAUGUACUUAUAUUUAAGCAAAUUCCUAUUUAUUAGCAUUUUACUUUGUGAUCUAACAGGUUUUAAUUAUGUAUAUUUUUAUAUGUGAAAUGUACACCAGACACCGCACACAAAAUAUGAUGUAUGACAGUAAUUAUAAAUUGUAAGUCCCCGGCCGCACCAUACCAUAGAAAAUAGCAACAAUAAUGCCUUAUUGUAGACCUUGUUUUGUAAGUGUGUAUAUGAUUUUAGAUAUUCAGUUUGUACUACGAUGCAUUUCACGGAAAUCAAAGAGAAACCAAAAAAUUUGCCCAACGACGGCUUCAA
This is a messenger RNA of Drosophila rhopaloa, 2089 nucleotides long. It is a transcript of the gene Hydr2, whose product is annotated as abhydrolase domain-containing protein 2. Gene Ontology annotation, cellular component: sperm flagellum; sperm plasma membrane. NCBI's taxonomy places the organism in Eukaryota, Metazoa, Arthropoda, Insecta, Diptera, Drosophilidae. Gene Ontology annotation, biological process: medium-chain fatty acid catabolic process; medium-chain fatty acid biosynthetic process; acylglycerol catabolic process. The coding region runs from base 258 to 1454 and encodes 398 amino acids. The transcript is spliced from 5 exons. Gene Ontology annotation, molecular function: acetylesterase activity; monoacylglycerol lipase activity. The record is from RefSeq and is a predicted model, not a curated record.